Molecule: messenger RNA, 1356 nt
Organism: Echinostoma caproni
Lineage: Eukaryota; Metazoa; Platyhelminthes; Trematoda; Plagiorchiida; Echinostomatidae
Source: the annotation of a GenBank genome assembly
AUGGAGCCAACUGGCACAGUGCCAGACAUAAGCACCGCCCCGAUUUGGGUCAACGAUCCAGAUGCAACAUGGCGUGAUCAUUGGAUGCAAGCUGUUUAUUUUCCCACACAUCCACUCACAUUGGUGAAAGGUCAACCUGUACAAAUCCAUUUCCGGCAUGAUCUACUCUCAUUAUGGUUCGAUCUUCCGCCUCCGGAAACAACCAAUAAUCAACCAUCUUCCUCCUCCUGCUCAUCUAUGGGCCCUGAGAGACCGGUUUGUGAGUGUGGUCUACACUACGCCUGGCCGCGGACUCGUAUUGCUCAACUACAAACAGCAGAUUACCAGACUAGUAUGACCCGUCUAGUCGACGGUCUGUCCACUGAACUGAAACGCAUGGCCUUGCAAUGUGUACAUAUUUUGACUGUGUCUGAUUGCAGUUUGCUUCCGAUCUUUCUGUCGGAAUCUCUCGGUUUCGAGUUCGCCGGUCAUACUGUCCGGUUUGAUCACAUAGAAACAUCCGCUUGUUCCUCUCGAUUCUUGCAAUCGGUUUACAGCCAGGUGCUAACUGAACAAAGGGCACCGACAAUUCAACUUUCAGACUCAGCCAGUUCAUGGAUUCAAACAUUUCGGGAACAUCACAGUGUGAAUACAGUUGAGAAGCAGUGUGUUUUUGUGGUCGCGGAACCGUUUGCUGUAGCGGCCACUCUACCUUGGGAUGCCAUGCAUUUUUGGUACGCAUUUGAUGAAGUACGCGUCGCAUUCCCCGAUCUAGAUGUUCGUCUGUACAGUCCUCGUCAACUUCGUAUUUGGGCUGUACUGGUUGAAUUCGAACAGUUGUGGAAAAUUCGCGCCCCAAUCGGUUCCGAUUGUGAGGGUUUCAAUCUGACCGCUUUCGACCGUUUAGUGCAACCGGCAAUGCGACAAACCCACGCCACCGUUGAGCCACAACCGUUGUGGGAAUAUGCCGGUGAAGCGCGUUCCACACCUCAGGUCAUAUUUGACGUGGAUUUUGCCACACUACAGUCAGAUACACAAACUGUUCGUCAUCCCCAGGUACAUCUGGAAGCCACCAAUUUGUCCGAAACGCCCCACAAAGUGAACGGGAUUGCAUUCUGGGCGGAAUGGCUAAUGCCUAAGCUGGAGACGGAUCCGGUUGAAAGCGGUCAUCAUUGGUACGCACCAGCUGGUCCCAGUUGUUCCAUUCGAUCGGGCGAACAAAUUCGCUGGAAAUCGACGGGUGUGCAACAAGGUGUCACAUUGUUCCCUACUGCUUUGACGGUGUCUGGUGCAAAUCCGUUUUCAAUUCCGAUUGACGUCUCGUUCCACGUGGCAUGCGGCGAGUUUCAUUUUGAGAUAACUACAUCGGAGGGGUGA